Messenger RNA from Condylura cristata (star-nosed mole), 1414 nucleotides. RefSeq names its product claudin 5 (gene CLDN5). Bases 153 to 809 code for a protein of 218 amino acids. Gene Ontology annotation, biological process: bicellular tight junction assembly; cell adhesion. The transcript has a single exon. Gene Ontology annotation, cellular component: bicellular tight junction; plasma membrane. NCBI's taxonomy places the organism in Eukaryota, Metazoa, Chordata, Mammalia, Eulipotyphla, Talpidae. Gene Ontology annotation, molecular function: structural molecule activity. The record is from RefSeq and is a predicted model, not a curated record.
UGCCCACCCGCAGGACGUAUCGAGAGGGUUUUGAGCCCAGGCGAGGGCGCGGAGGUAGUCGGGCCCGUUUAGGGCCCUAGCGGUUCGCGAGAGGCACUUCGGCGUCCAUCUGGAGGCUCCUGGGCCGUCGGACGCGCGUCUUGUCUCCAGCCAUGGGGUCUGCGGCGCUGGAGAUCCUCGGCCUGGUGCUGUGCCUGGUGGGAUGGGUGGGCUUGAUCCUGGCGUGCGGACUGCCCAUGUGGCAAGUGACCGCCUUCUUGGACCACAACAUCGUGACGGCGCAGACCACCUGGAAGGGGCUGUGGAUGUCGUGUGUGGUGCAAAGCACCGGGCACAUGCAGUGCAAGGUGUACGACUCGGUGCUAGCCCUGAGCACGGAAGUGCAGGCGGCUCGGGCGCUGACCGUCAGCGCCGUGCUUCUAGCGCUAGUUGCGCUCUUCGUGAGCCUGGCGGGCGCGCAGUGCACCACCUGCGUGGCCCCCGGCCCGGGGAAGGCGCGCGUGGCGCUCACGGGCGGCGCUCUCUACGCGCUCUGUGGGCUGCUGGCGCUGGUGCCACUUUGCUGGUUUGCCAACAUCGUGGUCCGCGAGUUCUAUGACCCAACCGUGCCCAUGUCGCAGAAGUAUGAGUUGGGCGCAGCGCUGUACAUCGGCUGGGCGGCCUCGGCUCUGCUGAUGUGCGGCGGUGGCCUAGUGUGCUGCGGCGCCUGGGUUUACGCCGGUCGCCCGGACCUCGGCUUCCCGGUCAAGUACUCCGCGCCGCGGCGGCCCGCGGCCAGCGGCGACUACGACAAAAAGAACUAUGUUUGAGCGCGCGGAGCACCGCGGGUUUCCGCGCGCCAGCCACGCCCGCGAGCCGGACACCGGCCCAGGGAGCCUGCGUGGACGGCGAACUCCGCUGGACCGCGCAGUGCAGCGUACGUGCUCCGCAGAGCCGCCCACUCUACACCAGGACGCGGCCCACAGGCAGAGAUCAGCUCACAGCCUGUUCUGUCAGCCAUCAGCCGCGCCCUGCCCCGAAUCAGCGAAAGGCACUUGGAGGACUUACUAAGUUUUUUCUGUGCGCGCUGCUCGCUCUUAUCUAUGUUGGACGCGCGAUCCACCUGCCUUGUAGCCACUAGACUGAAAAUGCCUCUUCUGUCCCUGAUCCUCUGGGUCUUGGAUGACGCAGUCAUCCCCAGCUGCUCCUCGUGAUUCCAGAGAGGCAAAAGAACCCAGGGUCCUAAACUGGGCUGCGGGAGAAAUGUACUACCGGCCUUGGCCUCAUAGGUGGGACGUGGACCAGGGAGAACCGAGACUUGGACCUCACCCGGCAAGCUACCAAGGCGAGACUUGUGGACACCAGAUCCUGGGUGUGAGGCUGGGGCCCUGCGCAGCUUAGGGGAGGGUAAGAAUUUGUUUAGUAAAUGGUUUGA